CUGACUUCAUCUGUCAAACACAUUCUCGCACCAUGGAGGAGUCAACGUCCAACAAGGCGCAUAUCUUCUAUCUCUUCAUCUAUCUUGCAGCGACCACUUUACAUGUCGUGUAUACCGUCCAAACCGUGCACGUGUUAGACGAAAUGGUCCCCGCUCAUAAGACCUACACUUGGCAGGGAGAUGACUACCCGGAUCAGCUUCCCAUCCAGUUGCCCGCUGUCGCGCUUGAGAUGGCCGACGGAGAAGAUCACUAUGACCUGCACAACGACGAGGAGUGGUCUGCAAUGUUCCCCAACGACGGCUUCUUGACCCUCGGUCCCGAAAACCGAACCUUCAUGAUGUCGAUGAUCCACCAGUUCCACUGCCUCGACGUGAUUCGCGUCGGGAUGGUGGCGAACAGAACGGGCUCGAUGCAUCACGUUGAGCACUGCUUGCGGUACCUCAGGCAGAUCAUCCUCUGUAACUCAGACGUGACCUUGGAGGUAGGACGCCCUAGGUUCAGCGAUGGAAUGUGGAGGCAUACCACAGACGGUGGCUCCGGUAUGGUACACCGGUGCAAAGACUGGACUGUGGUUAGAGACUACAUGAUCCAACAUCCGCCUGCAGAGCUCAAUCAGGCAGCGUUGGAUGGGCAGAAAGAGCUGUUGAUGAGCGCGGAGGGCUACUAGUUACACGCCUAUAACUUCAAUCUAACGCGAUUGUACGUACACGAGAGUUGCUAUCUACUAGUGAAAUUGAGUGCCAACAUACUAGUUGUGUCGUCAUCUGUAUUGGUAAUAGCG
Coniophora puteana RWD-64-598 SS2 is the source of this 782-nucleotide messenger RNA. RefSeq lists its product as uncharacterized. Gene Ontology annotation, biological process: mycotoxin biosynthetic process. Bases 33 to 668 code for a protein of 211 amino acids. The transcript has 2 exons. The record is from RefSeq and is a predicted model, not a curated record. NCBI's taxonomy places the organism in Eukaryota, Fungi, Basidiomycota, Agaricomycetes, Boletales, Coniophoraceae.